Messenger RNA from Priapulus caudatus, 1475 nucleotides. Its product is annotated as WD repeat-containing protein 74-like. Gene Ontology annotation, biological process: ribosomal large subunit biogenesis. NCBI's taxonomy places the organism in Eukaryota, Metazoa, Priapulida, Priapulimorpha, Priapulimorphida, Priapulidae. Bases 9 to 1355 code for a protein of 448 amino acids. Gene Ontology annotation, molecular function: protein binding. Gene Ontology annotation, cellular component: nucleolus; preribosome, large subunit precursor. The record is from RefSeq and is a predicted model, not a curated record. The transcript is spliced from 10 exons.
UACUCAAAAUGGCACCGUCCAUGAGUUACAACGUGUUUGUUGGAGCUGCCACUGGUCUUUUAAAGGGUGUAAAUUUCACACAACAGAAAGUUGAUAACCUGAACACUGUGCAGAACCUGGGCAAUGCAAAGGAACAAGAGAUAGAAGUGAUGUGCUGGGGAGAUUCUGAACAAAGUCAGAUAUGCUUUGGAUCUAAAAACCGAAUGGUCAAGUGUUGGGACAGUGAACAUAGAAGUUUCACAAAUAUUUUGGAAGCCAAAGGUGGCACAGGGGCUAUGCGAGGUCUGGCAAAACUGGAUAAUAAUAUCAUCACAUGUGUAGAAUCUGGACAGGUGACAGUAUGGGAUACUGCUCUUGAGGAAGUAGAAAAGGUGAAAUUUGAGGUUGGUGGUGAUGUGUGUAAAAUGCGCCACAAUGCCCACCAGUCAAAUCAGAUUGCCACUGGCGGAAAGGAGAAUGAGCUGAAGAUUUGGGACCUAACAAACAGUAGUGUUCCUUUGUUUACCGCCAAAAACGUUCCACACGACUUUCUUAACUUACGAGUGCCUGUCUGGAUCACAGAUAUGCAGUUUGUACCCGAUAGUGAAAAGAUUAUCACGUGCACAGGCUACCAUCAGGUGCGGAUGUACGACCCGAGCACGCCACAGAGGAGGCCCGUGAUCAAUGUAGAAUUUGAUGAAUAUCCUAUUGUAUCCAUGUCGCUUACAGCUAAUGGAAGUUCGGUCGUGGUCGGGAAUGCACGAGGUAACAUGGCGCUCGUGGACCUGCGUCACACUGGUCGCGUUGUCCAGCAGUACAAGGGAGCCAUCGCCGGCAGCCUGCGCUGCGUGCACUGCCACCCGACAGAGCCACUGGUUGCAUCGUGCGGCCUCGACCGAUUCCUGCGCAUUCACGACGUGAACACGAAGAAGCUGCUACACAAGGUCUACCUGAAGUCCAAAUUAAACUGCUUGCUAUUUAGUAGUGCAGCCGAUCGAGAUACAGUUGACGAACUAGAACCUUCAGCGAUAGGUGAGGCAAAGCCCGUGACCCAAGCAGAGGUCAGCAAUGAGGUCGACGACGAUGACCUCUGGGACACAAUGCCUGUAAUCACCGAGCGACCGCAGGGCAUAGAUGGAACAGUCGGCCCGACGACGGCCGAGACGAAAUGCGCAGCCGCGGCGAAGGGCGGGAUAAAGAAGAGAGUCCAUCAACGCAGUGAUGACAGCUCCGAAAGCAGCAGCGGCGAAGAGCAGGAAGAACUUGUUGCUAGCAAAGCGAAAACGAAGCCACGCAGGAGUGCAGAAAAGAAGAAGAAUAAGAAGAAGCUGAUUAAGACAAAACCAAAGACGCUUAAAGCUCAAAAGGUUGCAUGAGACGUGGGAAUCGGAAAUCGGAAUCUUAUGCUGUCUCACUAAAUCUUGUAUAUAAUAACUUUUUUGCUAUACGUGAUGGCAUUUCGAAUGUAUAAUAUAUAAUAAAGAUUUAAGAUUUUG